AUGGUGCAGAUGGAGCUUAUGGAAGAGUUCGAUCCGUCAAUUCCGGUCACUCUACCCCACGAAAAUGUUUAUCUAAUUCAGGUUGGAUACAAACUCUAUCGCUUCAGUGGUGCCAGCUUACUGUCAGACUCUCCGUCAUACUUCACAAACUUUUUCACUAACCCACAAAAUGCUGAGAAGGUGCUUUACAUUGACAGAAACCCCCAGGUAUUCGAGAAGAUCUUCUCUCAUCUACAAGGCUACCACAUAGAUGUUGAUGAUGCUCAUGAAUACGUAUACCUAUGGCUGGAUAGCUACUACUUUGGCUUGCGUCGCCUUCAGAAAAUUUUAGACAGUGAAUUCACGUUCGCUUGUAUCGGCAAUCAGUCCUUCAAGAUCCCAAAACAGUUGUUGGCAAGAACCAAUAACUAUCCUAAUUACUUCCUGAUCAACUUCGACAGUCUUCUCUCCGACAACAGAAAAAUUAUCCAGUCAAAAUCAAUGAUAAGACCCCCUCCUCAGAGACCGCCAAUGGCGUCAACCAGAUCAUCCAAACUUUUUGCAGAUCUUUUGGAGGCUCUCAAAGGAAACGAUAGUAUUGUGAAGGAUGAUCAACAUCGGCAACUUCUUCUUCGGGAAUGCCGAUACUAUCGUUUUCUCGAGUUAGAGCAGAGAUUGCUCAAACAUGAAUUAGUCAACAAUCCUUUCACCAAAGAACAGGAGAUUGUUUUAAAUCUUCUUGAUCUUCAGCAGCGAGGGGUGUCUAGUAUAUCAAAAGGUAUUCACGAUGAGCAUGCCUUGCGGUACACGCGCCCAUACAUGAUAAAAGAGAAGGAACGGAGUCUAAUAGUGCAGGUGAACCUGGAGGCUGGUUCGACUUGUAAAUUGAGUAUCAAUCGUGAUGCUCACCUAGUCUCAUUUGUCUGCACGGGUAAGUUGGCUAAUCUGUUUCAUUCUGUGUUUGGCUCUUUUGCCAAGGACCUACUGCUUGCACAUCAAACGGAAGUCCACGGACAGGGGACUGACAAGUUCGUGAUCUUCUGUGGGCUUUCUAACGCCACAACUAAACUCAAUGGACAAGAACUCAAGGAUGACUGGUUUUUUGACUGGUUCAAGCAUCCAGAUGAACCGCUGCUGAAGAAGAGGAAAGCAAGUGAAGAUGGCCAUAUAGAGGACGAGUUGGCAGAGGUGCCAUUGACAAAGUCACUUUGGAGAGUUCUAGUAAGGGGUGACAGAUGCCGGUUUCAUGCUGUUUCCCUCGUUGGUUAUUCUAAUCAAGCAGCUUUCAACAAAAGUAUAGUCAUGCUCUGA
Molecule: messenger RNA, 1290 nt
Organism: Candidozyma duobushaemuli
Lineage: Eukaryota; Fungi; Ascomycota; Pichiomycetes; Serinales; Metschnikowiaceae
Exons: 1
Coding region: 1-1290 (429 amino acids)
Source: RefSeq, a predicted model, not a curated record